Messenger RNA from Truncatella angustata, 7002 nucleotides. RefSeq lists its product as uncharacterized. The transcript is spliced from 3 exons. Lineage: Eukaryota; Fungi; Ascomycota; Sordariomycetes; Amphisphaeriales; Sporocadaceae. Bases 1 to 7002 code for a protein of 2333 amino acids. The record is from RefSeq and is a predicted model, not a curated record. Gene Ontology annotation, biological process: fatty acid biosynthetic process; secondary metabolite biosynthetic process. Gene Ontology annotation, molecular function: oxidoreductase activity; fatty acid synthase activity; phosphopantetheine binding.
AUGAGAGACACAUCAUCUAUUGAGCCUAUCGCCAUAGUGGGUCAGUCUUUUCGACUGCCCGGUGGAGCCGACGAUGUGGACGGCCUUUGGAGGCUGCUUGAGAGCGGCAAAACGGCAUGGACGAGCGUGCCGGAGGACAGAUACAACGGAGAAGCUUUCUACCACCCCAGUGCUGACGACCCUAACGGCACAAGCAACCACCCGGGUGGCCACUUCAUCUCGGGAGAUGUGCGCGACUUCGACCAUGCCUUCUUCCACUUCUCCAAGUCUCAAGCCGCCGCCAUCGACCCACAGCAGCGGCUGCUAUUGGAAUUGGCCUAUGAGGCGCUCGAAAGCGCCGGCAUGCCGCGUGAGGCAGUAGCAGGGUCGGCCACAUCAGUUUAUACCGCCAUAUUCCCUAUGGACUACGACCGUCACUUAUAUAAGGACACAAUGGACCUUCCCGUUUAUUACAUGACCGGCGUCGAGAAGGCCAUGCUAUCAAAUCGCAUCUCGCACCUGCUAGACCUGCGCGGACCUUCUAUGACGCUUGAUACGGCAUGCUCUGGGGGUCUUGUCGCGCUGCAUCAGGCAUGCCAAAGUCUGCAAAGCGGCGAGUCGGAUACCGCCCUUGUGGCUGCCUCAAACCUCUUGUUAGGGCCGGAUCACUUCAUCGGCCUCAGUAACUUGCAUAUGCUUAGUAGUAGCGGACGGUGCUACCCAUUUGAUGAUCGUGGUGAGGGCUACGGGCGAGGCGAGGGCGUAGCCGUAUUGGUUUUAAAGCGUCUCGAAGAUGCUAUCCGAGAUCGCGACCCAGUGCGCGCCGUGGUCCGGAGCACUGCCAUCGGGCAAGAUGGUUACACGCCACAAAGCAUCACUUACCCCAACGGCCAGGCCCAAGCCGAACUAGCCCGGACGGCAUACCUCCGAGCUGGCUUACGGCCCCAGGAAGUGGCUUACGUCGAAGCCCACGGCACUGGCACCAAAGCUGGCGACCAACAAGAGUUGGAAGGUAUCGCCAGCGUCUUUGCAGAUUCCGCAGUCCGUCAAGUACCUCUCUAUGUCGGCUCUAUCAAGGGCGCCAUUGGCCAUACAGAAAGCACUGCUGGUUUAGCCAGCUUGCUGAAAGCGGCGGUGAUGCUUGAACGUGAGCUAAUACCACCGGUUGCCGGUUUCGAAAAUCCCAAACCUGGCCUACCCCUGGACCAGAUACAGGUACCGACCAAGGUGAUACCUUGGCCUCGUGCGGAAGGCGUCACACCCCGUAUAUCAAUCAACAGCUUUGGAUUUGGUGGUGCCAACGCUCAUGCUAUUCUCGAGCGCGGACCGCGAGCCCCAGUAAGGACGUAUGCUGAUGAUGCCGUGUGCCCCCGCCUCUUUACUCUUUCAGCCAAUAGCCCAGCCUCAUUGAAGGCCAUGAUACAAACCCAGCACGACUGGAUUGAGCAUCGGGAGGAAGUAUCACUAGCAGACCUGUCUUAUACCCUUUUGCACCGCCGCUCAGCCCUGCCUUAUCGUUUCAGUACCGUGGCCAGCGGCCACGCAUCGCUCAUGGACGCAUUCCGCCAAGGCCUCGCCGUACCCAUUAGCAAGCCGGUCCGCACUGAGAUGGACAUCGUUGCUGUGUUCACGGGCCAGGGAGCCCAGUGGCCAGGCAUGGGCCGCGAAUUACUGCUUGAAACCACGCCACCGUCCGUGUUCCGCAGCUCUAUUCGCGUUUCGCGCGAUAUCCUCCACGAGCUGGGCGCUACCUGGGAUCUCGAGACAGAGCUUUUGCGCGACACAACAGAGUCUCGUCUUAACGAGGCUGAGUUGGCACAGCCGGCCACGACAGCUUUGCAGAUUGCCCUGAUCGCACUGGUCCGCGCACAAGGUCUGCGGAUUUCGGCCACCGUGGGCCACUCCAGUGGCGAGAUAGCUGCAGCAUAUGCUGCGGGCUAUCUGUCCCAUGCAGUCGCGCUCAAGAUUUCUUUUCACCGCGGCUUCAUGGCCAUGGCUGUAAAGACCAAAGGCCUCGGCCCCGGUGCUAUGUUAUCCGUGGGGCUCGACGAGCAGGACGCCAUGAAAUAUCUCGAGGGGCUCUCGGCAGGUGAGGCUGUAGUCGCUUGUGUGAACAGUCCCCGAAGCGUGACCAUCUCCGGUGAUGAUGCGGCGAUCCAAGAGGUAGAGAAUCGCAUCACUGCAGCUGAUGACGGCACAUUCCAUCGUAAGCUCCUAGUGGACACGGCAUACCACUCUCACCACAUGCGAGCCGUUGCUGACGAUUACCGUGCACGUCUUGGGACACUGGAAAUAGAGCAUGGUAACCCUGCUCAUGAAAUUGUCUUCAUAUCGUCUGUUACGGGUGAGCCCAAGACGUCUGAUUUUGGUGCGGAAUACUGGAUCGCCAACCUCGUAUCCCCCGUCCGAUUUAGCGACGCCGUGCAAACACUGGGUAAAGCCCGCCAUCAGCGGCAUGCGGUCUUUAUCGAAAUUGGCCCGCAUCCAGCCCUCUCGGGCCCGGUCCGACAGAGCCUCCAGCACCCGGACGUGCCCAAGUUUAGCUUCGACUACCGAGCGACUCUGGAGCGCAAAGUGGGCGCUGUCACCAGCGUAUUGGCGCUGGCUGGGCAGCUGUUCGAGAGUGGUGUCAACAUCAACUGGGAUGCUGUGUCGACGCUUGCACCAGACGCACAAAAGGCAGUGGUGCGUCAUGACCUCCCGGCGUACACGUGGGACCACUCAACCAAGCACUGGCAUGAGUCACGUGUGGCACGAGCCUAUCGCCUACGAAAGGAGCCCUAUCACGACCUACUCGGCUUACCGGUGUCUGAUGGGACGGAUAUGGAGCCUCGUUGGCGCCAUUUCCUUAGUCGGGCAACUCUGCCGUGGCUGCAGGAUCAUGUUGUCGACGGUUUGACUGUGUUCCCGGGUGCAGGUUAUGUCUGCAUGGCAAUUGAGGGAGUCGCGCAACUAGCACGUCAGCGCUUCCCGCAGCGGCUGCUCGAGACGGUGGCAAUUCGCGACAUUUCAUUCAAACGCGGACUCGUCAUACCGGAUUCACAGCGUGUAGAACUCCAGUUGAGUCUGCGACCGCAGACCAGCGCAGAUCUGUGCUUCCGUUUUGCCAUCACAGCACUCUCGGACAGUGGAGAAUGGUAUGAACAUGCCACUGGUGUUGUCGAGGGCAUACUGGCAGAGAGUAACAGUGUUACGUCUGAGACGAUAGCAGAAGAAAUUCCAGUGCUUCCUCCUGGUAGCGACACGACCUCUGCAGAGAAGUUGUACAAAGACAUGGACGCUGUUGGUAACACGUACGGCCCAGGGUUCACUGGUCUCCACUCGAUAUCCAUGGCUGCAGAUGCGUCGCAGGCCUCAUCCGCAUUUGACAUUCUGGACAUUCAGGCAAUGAUGCCAGCUCAGCACCAGCAACCGCAUGUUAUCCACCCAUCUACCCUUGACAUUAUAUUCCACACUGCGCUGCCACUUGCGGGCCGGCGUUUAGGCCCUGGCUCCAUUAUGCCGGUCCACGUCGGCGAGGUGCUGAUCUCGACCACCCCUUCGCUAACCAAGCCCGGGGCUCCGCUCGAUGUUUCGACCCUGCUCACAUCAAGCAGUUUUCGGACUGCUGUAUCAGAUAUCAAAGUCUUGGCGCGUGGCCACCGCGUCCUUUCAAUCUCAGAUAUGGAGUUCAGGAGUCUGGGAGGGCUUGAGAACAAUGGCCAUGACGGCAAUGCUUUGCAUGAGAUUUGCUAUGAGCUGGAUUGGAAAGUCGAUAUCGAACAUAUGCGACCUGAGGAUUUACCGUCAGAUAGCACUCUAGCGCAUGUUCUGGCUCAGACCACCUUGAAACGCCAGCGGUUCACCUCCAUCGGCCUGGGUGCCAGCGUGGACCUUACCGGGGAACUGCUGAACGGCCUUGGUGGCGUUGACAAGGUAGCAGCGCACGAAUUUAUCGACACGACUCCUGGUCGCUUCGAAGACGCCGCCAAGCGCCUCAAGGGUUUCCCAGUGCAAUAUCGUACCCUCCGGCCUGGCACUAACCCCACUGCGCGUGGCUUUGAGGUCGGCGUAUACGACAUCGUGAUAACGGCUUCAUCCAAGUGGCUCAGUCAAGCUGCAAUGUUCGUCAAACCCGGCGGCAUUGUGUUGCUUGUGCUGUCUGCGCGAGACUCAAAGGAUAAUACAUGGCGCGCAGUCAUGACGAAGAUGUCUCCUCCUCUAGAAGAGCAGUUGACUCUACGCGAAGAAGUUCACGGCAAGUUAAUCGUUGUGGCGAAGCCAGUUAGACCUCAGAUUUCCACCAAUGUUCACAUCCUUACCCACACUACGGAUAAUCGACCAGCCUGGGUUUCGGAGCUUGAGAAAGGGCUGGGCGACCGUGCACCGUACGUUUCGCUCAGAGCCCUCAGUCCAGGAGCUCUUGAGGCUCUAGCCAGUAAUGGCGCAACCGGAGAUGACAAUAACGAAACGAUAAUUGUCGUCGAUGAUCAGCCUGACUCGCCUAUUCUGGCUGACCCUCAUGCUUUUAUCGCCGCUAGAACUCUGCUGACGCAGCCCUCUCGGAUCAUAUGGCUCAGCCCUGACAGCCCCCUACCUUUCCACCAGAUUGAAGGCUUCGCACGGACGGCUCACGCAGAAAACGACCAUUUGCGACUCACCACUAUCCAUGCAGCCCCGGGCAUGCUUACAGCUGCCAACAAUCACGACAGAUUGCUUGAUCUAGUAACUGCUGCUGCUGGUCAGGUUGGGAACCCCAAUAUACAGCACACAGAGCGCGAGUACCGCAUUGGCGAGAACGGCACCGUGAUGGUCCCACGCUUGCUUCGUAAUGACAGACUCAACAAGGCCAUCGCUGAGAACAGCGAGUAUGGUCGUGAGACUAAAAGCCGCCGAUUCAUAGAUACUGAAAAGCCCCUCGUGCUGUCCGGUCAAGGUCUAGGACUGUUCGUCGACGAUGAAAAACACUAUGGAGCACAUCUCGGAAACGAAGAGGUCGAAGUGGAAGCACGGGCGAUUGGGUUGUCCAAGGCUGGUUCGGCUGCUCCAUUGGGAGAAUAUACAGGUGUCGUCACAAGUGUUGGUGCCGACGUCAAAUCCUUGGCACCAGGUGACCGUGUUGCCGCCCUGGCUCCCGUCGUAGGGGCCAACAGAGUGCGUAUUCCGCACAACCACGCUGGUCGACUGCCGCCCAAUGUACCGUCCGACAUUGCAUCCACACUGAUGCUGGAUCUCAUGGCUGCCACACAUGCCCUUCGCGGUGUUGGCCGUCUGCUCUCCAGUGGGGGCACGGUCCUGGUGCAUGGAGUCCGCACCAGCGCUGGGCGGGCGGCCGUUGCCGUUGCCCGUUCCAUCGGAGCUCGCGUCACUGCCACGGCCUCUGAUGCAACCGAGGCUGGCUUGCUCAGGGAACAGCUAGGGAUUGAUGCGGCCGAUGUGCUCGUGGCGCGUCGUUCGCUUCACCGACGCUUGCCUCGUGAUGUUUUCGCCGAGGGGCUGGACGUAGUUUUUCAGACGGGCGAAAGCUCUCCCCCUGCCGAGGUACUGCCUCUCGUCAAGCCGUUCGGCAGUGUUGUCGCGGUAGGGUCCUCGUCGCGGGCCGCUUUGGCACUCAAGCUUCCGCCCAAUGUCUCCUUCCACCAGCUUGACGUGUCGGGGCUCAUGCAAUCCCGUCCUGACCUGAUCGGUACCCUCUUUAAUGAAUCGAUGAAGGCGUUCCAUCAUAUACCAUUGUCUGGCUUGGAGGUUCCCAUUCGCGAUGUGUCAGAGGUCGCGGAGGCGCUUCGACUGGUCAACACUGGCGUUCAACCAAAGGUUGUAUUGAAGGCAGACCCCGAGUCCACCGUGCAGAUCAUUCCCGCUACCAAAACCGAUCCUUGGUCUAACGAACGUGCUACGUAUGUCGUUGCAGGUGGCCAUGGUGAUCUUGGUCGGCGGUUGCUCUUCCAGUUGGCGCGCUGCGGUGUCAUGCAUUUGGCUACGAUUUCGCGCCGCACUUUCAACCAAGAAACACACGAUACACUGCAAGCGCAACUCCAGAUUGUCCGUCCUGGAAUCUGUCUAUACACACUCCAAGGUGAUAUAUCAUCUGAAUCCAGCCUGCAGGCAGUGGCUGCCUCGCUUUUCCACCAGGGUGCACCACCUGUCCACGGUGUCAUUCAAAGUGCCAUGGUCAUGAUUGACCGACCGCUAGAGUUAACGACGCACGAAGAUUUCCUGAAUGUGACCAAGGUCAAGGUGGACGGAACGCUCGCUCUCCACCGUGUCUUUGCAUCUCGCGACUUGAGGUUCUUCCUUUCGUUGUCCUCGGUCGCUAGCAUCGUCGGCGCGCAAGCCGAGGCUAGUUACAGCGCAGGAAACACAGUGCAGGACGCCUUGGCCCACCAGAGGCUGCCAGAGUCCAAUGAAACCCGUUUUCUAACAAUCAAUAUUGGCUGGAGUGAGGGCGCUGUCCUGACGCAGGCAGACGAGACGCGUCAGGGUGCCUUGCGCCGGGCGGGAUUUAGCCUCAUUCCUGUGGAGGAGCUCAUGCGCUUCUUUGACUAUAUCCUCGGCACCGCGAUGAGUUCUGAUGCCAGCCCCUCCCAGGCCAUCAUAGGCUUCGAUGCCGAGUCCCUUGAUGGCGCAACCGCUCAUAAUGGCACGAUCCAAUCAGCCCUUUUCAGCCAGGUACGCGAUGUGGGCCGAGCUAGUGAGGUCAACGCUGCCGAGGAAGGGGCUGGGGCCACAGCGGGUAGUGGGAAGACCUACGAGCAGGUCAUUGCCGAAGGGGAUACAGAGGCGGUGUCAGACUUCAUCUCAUACGCCGUGACUCGGCAGCUGGCGCGAUUGAUAUCCGUAGAAGUAGGUAGUAUCGAUGCGCGCCAGGGCUCCAUCUUAGCCUUAGGUUUAGAUUCGCUGGUCGCGGUGGAGCUGCGCAACUGGGUCACCCGUCAGUUCGAUGCGCCUCUUCAGUCUUCAGAGAUCUUGGCCAAUCAGACGGUGCAUAGUUUGGCUGAGAAAAUUGCCACACGAUCCAAGAAGGCAGUAGGCGUCAGUGCUUGA